Porites evermanni is the source of this 3516-nucleotide messenger RNA. The record is from the annotation of a GenBank genome assembly. Lineage: Eukaryota; Metazoa; Cnidaria; Anthozoa; Scleractinia; Poritidae.
AUGGCAUCUUCACAAGAAUUCACCGAUGAACAGCUAAACUAUUACAGAAUUUGUUAUCUAACUACUGACAUACUAGCGGAGGGUCUGAGAGAAAUAUUUAAACAAGAAUGGGACAAACUAUACAAAUCAGCAAAAGGAGAAUGGAAAGACGAGCCUCGUAAUGGAAUGGACUUUUAUAACGGAGAGUCUCCCCGAAAUAAAAAAAGAAACGCUCAUCUUUUGGCCACUAUGAAAAACGGAAACAGAGGGGAAUGGGAUUGUACAAUGCUGUUUUACGCCAUCCUUUUCUCUGAUUGCGUCGGGCUGCGUCUUAGCGCAAUAGUCAGUAAAAAAGUGGAUGAUCUAAGAAAUUUCAGGAACAAAGAAUUCGCUCACAUGCCACAAGGUCGUCUCUCUGAGACAGAUUUUCAGAAUGCUAUUAGCAAAGUUGAUGUUGCGUUUCAAGCACUUAGUCUUCCCGCUGUAAAAAUUCAAGACCUAAAAUAUCAGAAAUCGUUUCCAACAAAAGAUUUAACAAAGAUCCUGAAAGAAGUUGAUAAUCUGAAACAAGAAGUUCAGGUCCUUGAGGAUCAGCUCCAAAACGAAGCACCUUCAUUCUGUGUUCUCCCUCCUAAACCUUCACAUGAAAUCGGUGGUCGUGAAAGUGAAGUAGCCAAAAUAGUCCAACAGCUGAGGGAACUAAAUGAGUCCAGUGACAACAGGUUGAGUUAUUUAUACAUCUCAGGGAAUCCUGGAAGCGGCAAAUCACAGCUAGCUGGUCUCGUAGCUAAGAGAUUCUACGACAAAGUGAAAGAAAUGCCAGGUGGGUCUUCCUUUGCAAUGACCUUAAAUGCUACAAGUCCAGAUUCACUUCUGGUUUCGUACACCUCAUUGGCCCGCCAUUUAAAAUGCCCAGACUAUUCAGUCAUAAAAAUACUCGAGUCAAAAGACUGGAAUGUGGAGAAAAAGAUCACUACUCUUACGUCGCUUAUUGCGGAAAAAAUUGGCUGCUACACUUCGUGGUUACUAGUAGUUGACAACGUCACUAACAUGGCAUCUGUGCAAGACCUUCUACCACAGUUCACAACAAAUGCUUGGGACAGGGGCCAGUUGCUGAUUACGGCCCAGGAAACAAUGUCAAUUCCCUCAAAAGGCUCGUUCGUUAAUCACAUCUCAAUAAGCAAAGGUAUGGAGCCCAAUGACGCCCGUUCAUUAUUGUCCAAGCUUUCUGGUAUACCAGAUAGCGAGCUGGUAGGAACAGUAGCACAAAGACUGGAUUAUCAGCCACUUGCUUUAGCAGGCGCUGCCGUCUUUGUUAAAGAGAUUCGGCGGGACAGGGUAUCGACGCAUUUUGGGUGGGAGGAAUACCUAAAGAUCUUACAAAAAGGCAAAAGACAGAAAACGGAGGAUACACUUGUUGACACCAAUCCAAUUUAUCCAAAUUCAAUGACCAAAGCAAUAACGUUAGCCGUCGAAACACUGAUGAGAUCCGACAAAUUUCAAAAACACCUUUUCACUUUUCUUGCCCUCUGCGCUCCAAGGCCAUUGAACGUCGACGUAGUAGUUAGUUACGUCAUGAACGCACAUGAAGAGUUUGAUGAAGCGGACAAAGAAUUAAUUCGCAUGAGAUUAAAAAGAAGCUCACUUCUGCUGUUCGAAGAUGACGAGGGUGGCUGUUUUAUUCGACUUCACCAGGUUGUGCAUGAUGCUAUACAAACUGUAGCAAAAGAGUGUGCAGAAAGCCAAACCGAUGAGGUCGUUAGUGGGGUCAUUACAUCAUUUAACGAAUUUAUCGUCGCAACUCCUCCAGAGAAUGAGCGACUAAACACCAGACACAUCGCUCCACAUUUGAAAGCUUUAACUACAGUAACUGACAAAGUGUUUUUGCGAGAUAAUUUCUUUCAAGUUCAUGGUAAGGAGAUUUCCGAAAAAUGCGAAAACUUUGGACAUAUUUGUCAAAUGCACUGUGAAUUUGAAGGAGCCAAAACAUAUUUUGAAUAUUCACUUACUUUUAAGCUUCAAGAGCUCGGCCCGAAACAUGUUGAUGUUGCAACAAGCUACACGAAUUUAGCUUCAAUUUACAUUGCUUUAGGUGACUUCGAGCAAGCCAAGGAGUAUCAGCAACGUGCUCUUGACAUCCAACUGGACAAGCUCGGCCCGGAACAUGUUGAUGUUGCAACAAGCUACACGAAUUUAGCUUCCAUUUACAAGAAAUUAGGUGACUUUCAGCAAGCCAAGGAGUAUCAGCAAUGUGCUUUUGACAUCCAACUGGACAAGCUCGGCCCGAAACAUGUCGAUGUUGCAACAAGCUACACGAAUUUAGCUUCCAUUUACAAGAAAUUAGGUGACUUUGAGCAAGCCAAGGAGUAUCAGCAACGUGCUCUGGACAUUGAUCUGGACACGCUCGGCCCGGAACAUGUUGAUGUUGCAGCAAGCUACGAAAACUUAGCUUCCAUUCACCUGCAUUUAGGUGACUUUCAGCAAGCCAAGGAGUAUCAGCAACGUGCUCUGGACAUUGACCUGGAAAAGCUCGGCCCGGAACAUGUUAAUGUGGCAACAAGCUACACGAAUUUAGCUUCAAUUUACAUUGAUUUAGGUGACUUUGAGCAAGCCAAAGCGUAUCAGCAACGUGCCCUGGACAUCCAAUUGGAAAAACUGGGCCCGGAACAUGUUUAUGUUGCGACAAGCUACCAUAACUUAGCUUUGAUUUACAAGCAUUUAGGUGAAUUUAAGGAUGCCAAGGAGUAUCAUCAACGUGCUCUGGACAUUAACCUGGAAAAGCUCGGCCCGGAACAUGUUAAUGUGGCAAAAAGCUACGAUAACUUAGUUUCGAUUUACAAGCAUUUAGGUGACUUUGAACAAGCCAAGGAGUAUCAGCAACGUGCUCUAGACAUCGAUUUGGACAAGCUCGGCCCGGAACAUAAUAAGGUUGCAAUAGACUACCGUAACUUGGCUUUGAUUUAUCAUGAUGUAGGUGACUUGGAACAAGCCAAAGAGUACCAGGAACGUGCUCUGGCCAUUAGUGCAGACAAGCACCGGCUCAGCAAAACACCAAAUAAGGUACAUGAAGGACUGCCAACAGAAAGAUUUUACGCAGUCUUUAGAUUUAUCGCGUUGGUGUUGUGUUAAAACUUUAAAGGCUGAAUUUUUUGGGUUUUUUUUUUCACAGCAACAUAAGUUGCGUCUGAAACUGCGAGGAUCUUCUUUGCAUUGUUUCUUCCGCAGUUCCAAUCUAUGAAAUUCAUAUCAUUCUUUAAAAUAAUUUUAAUUUGUUAAACUCGAGAACGUUUUACAUAAUUAUAUUAAUUAUGGAAUCGAUAUUUGGGACGUUGGUAAGACAUCUCUUAAUUCAGUUUCUUCUAUUAAAAAAAUACCUAUUAGUCCUUGCAGAUUACUCAUGAAGCUGAAAGGCAUUUAUUACAAUCCAAGAAAGAUGGCUAUGAUGGUGAGGAUGAUGAUAAAGACAGUAGUAAGGAAGAAGGUAAAGCAAAAGUCAUUGGUAAGUUAAAAAUGUCUUCUCCGGCUGUUAACUUUUAA